Carya illinoinensis is the source of this 1103-nucleotide messenger RNA. RefSeq names its product expansin-like B1. The transcript is spliced from 4 exons. NCBI's taxonomy places the organism in Eukaryota, Viridiplantae, Streptophyta, Magnoliopsida, Fagales, Juglandaceae. The record is from RefSeq and is a predicted model, not a curated record. The coding region runs from base 96 to 872 and encodes 258 amino acids. Gene Ontology annotation, cellular component: extracellular region.
UCGUCCAUUUUCUUCUGCAACUCUGUGUGCAUGUUUCGUAAUUAGAGCUUUAGUUUUGGUCUCUUUCUCCCAUUAUCUUACCCUUCCAUUAAGAUAUGGGGCUUGCAGUCCUUGAAAACCAAGUUGGUAUUCUUUGUGUGAUCUGCAUGGUACUGCUCUUGCCUGCUUUAUGCACCUCUGAUCAAGACAUGUCUACUUAUUCAUCAAGAGCAACCUACUAUGGUAGUCAUAAUAGCCAUCAAACUCCAAGUGGAUCUUGUGGGUAUGGUGAAUUUGGAAGGACUGUCAAUAAUGGUGGCGUGACUGGAGUCUCUAAACUAUAUAGGAAUGCAACUGGUUGUGGUGCAUGCUACCAGGUUAGGUGCACAUCAUCACAAUAUUGCAGUGAGGAUGGAGUGAAUGUGGUGGUGACUGACUAUAGUGAGGGUGACAAAAUUGACUUCAUACUCAGCUCCCGAGCCUAUGGAAGAUUGGCACACCCUGGUUCCAAAGGGGCCAAGGAGUUGUUUGCUCGUGGCGUUAUUGACGUAGAAUACCGAAGGGUCUCGUGCCGCUACCCUGGUUACAACCUUAUGUACAAGGUCCAUGAGAAAAGCAAAUAUCCUAAUUAUCUAGCUCUAGUGAUUCUAUAUGCAGCCGGGAAAAAUGACAUCACGGCCAUCGAAUUGUGUGAGAAGAAUUGCAAACAAUGGAAGGGCAUGCAUAAAGCCUUCGGGGCAGUGUGGGACAUGUCUAAUGGAGUACCAAGUGGUCCAAUAAAACUAAGGUUUCAAGUGAGUGGUAGCGGUUGGGUUGAAUCCAAAACUGAUCUACCUGCUUCAUGGAAAUCUGGGGUUGCUUAUGACUCAGACAUUCAACUCAAAACAAAUUAGAAAGCUCUUUUGAUUUUAAUAAUAUUUUGAUGUUUUAUUGGAAAGAAGUAUAAUCAUUGCAUGGGUUACUAUGUCAUUGAUUAUUAGUUUCUCUCUAGUUACUAGGGUAUUGUAUUGUAUUGUAUGCUUUGUCAGCAGAAGUGCUCUUGGUCAUGUUCCAAUAUAAAUAAUAGGCCAGGUUAAUGUUGUACUUUGGGGUUAGUGAUCAGAGAUCAUGAGUAUGAAUAAUAU